This is a messenger RNA of Iphiclides podalirius (scarce swallowtail), 399 nucleotides long. Lineage: Eukaryota; Metazoa; Arthropoda; Insecta; Lepidoptera; Papilionidae. The record is from the annotation of a GenBank genome assembly.
AUGUCUUUUUUCGGAGUAGGAAAUCCUUUUGGCACGCCGGUUGGCCAGAAAAUAGAACAAGCUACCGAUGGAUCGCUCCCAUCUGAAAAUUGGGCGCUUAACAUGGAAAUAUGUGAUAUUGUGAACACUAGUGCUGAUGGACCAAAAGAUGCUAUUAAAGCUAUUAGAAAAAGACUGACACAGAGUGCUGGUAGGAACUAUACCGUGGUGAUGUACACUCUUACUGUAUUGGAAACAUGUGUGAAGAAUUGUGGAAAAUCCUUUCAUAUUUUGGUCUGCAACAAAGAAUUCAUUUCAGAUUUGGUAAAACUCAUUGGUCCAAAAACGAUCCUCCAACAGUUGUGCAGGAAAACUUUUGACUUCUUAUAUUUUCCUACAUUCUAUUUCAUAUUUUUUUAU